Molecule: messenger RNA, 522 nt
Organism: Prorocentrum cordatum
Lineage: Eukaryota; Dinophyceae; Prorocentrales; Prorocentraceae
Source: the annotation of a GenBank genome assembly
AUGGCGGGCGCUCCAGGAGCGGAGAGGGGGGGCCAGGUGUGGUGGCUCUUCAUGCACGUGCACGGGGGCGGAUCCAGGAUCGGGCUGUCCAGUGGCGAGCAGGCGAGGGACACCAGGGCACGAGCAGGAGCCCUGGCAGGAUCGUUGGGGGAGGGCGGGCUGGCGGGCCCGGAGUUGGACGUCUACUCCGCGCCGCACGUGCUCGAGACGGAGCUCUUCCUGGAAGAGCUGCGCGGCCCCGGCGCCGACGACUUCGCCCGCCGCGUCUCGAGGCACUUCGUGGACGAGUGCCACGGCGACCUCGAGCUGUACGAGCGGACGUACGGCAGGGCCGAGGGCGAGCCCAGUGCGCCCCCGCAGACUGGCGCGGCCGCGGGCGACCCCGUCCUCGCCUCCGCGGCCGCAGCGGCCGCGCCAGUCGCGCCGGCCGAAGGUUCGCGGCCAUCCUCUCCGGCAGCGCCGCCGGCGCGGCCCAAUGAGGCCGACGCACCCGCGCCCCCCGAGCAGGAGGAGGAGCGGUGA